Messenger RNA from Siniperca chuatsi (mandarin fish), 2735 nucleotides. RefSeq names its product zinc finger, AN1-type domain 5a (gene zfand5a). Gene Ontology annotation, molecular function: DNA binding; zinc ion binding. The record is from RefSeq and is a predicted model, not a curated record. The coding region runs from base 231 to 926 and encodes 231 amino acids. Lineage: Eukaryota; Metazoa; Chordata; Actinopteri; Centrarchiformes; Sinipercidae. The transcript has 6 exons.
GAAACAAACAUCCAUCCAGAAGGGACGGGAGAGAGAAAGAAAGAGAGGUAGGAGGGCGAGGAAGGGAAAAUUAAACCUGUCUGACACGGAGGACAACGCCACAGAAACACAGCUAGAUAGAGAAAAGGACGUUACCAGGACCUGAAACCCUCGACCUUUUUUCUUCUGCCAAGACAAACGGCCUCUUUCUCCGUCGUCUCGCGAGAAACUUCAUCGAUUUUUAGCAGGUGAUGAUCUUGGAUUAUUGUUUUUUUUUCUUAACAAGGAUGAAUUUUGAAGUGAGCUCAGCUUGUCGAGCAAUGGCCCAAGAGACGAACCAGAGCCCGGUGCCCAUGCUUUGUGCCACAGGCUGUGGUUUCUAUGGCAACCCAAGAACCAAUGGUAUGUGCUCCGUAUGCUAUAAGGACCACCUGACACGGCAGCAGAGCAGCGAUCGCAUGAGCCCCCUCAGCCCUAUGGGCUCAGCUGCUAGUCCUACCUCAGAGGCCUCAGCCAUCCAGAGACUAGAAGCCAGUCUAGCCAAGGUUGAUGCCUCUCCUGUGUCUUCACCAGACAUGUCUAGAACUAUUCAAGGAUCUCUUCCUGUGACUCAACAAAUGACAGAGAUGAGCAUCUCGAGAGAGGACAAGCCAGAACCCCUAGAGCCUGUUGUAAGCCAGCCUGCUGCUUCAAGUCCUACUCCUGUAGCUUCUUCCAGCAAUGAAGAAAGCAAGGGUGACACCCCCAAACCCAAGAAGAACAGGUGCUUCAUGUGCCGCAAAAGGGUGGGCCUUACAGGGUUUGACUGUCGCUGUGGCAACCUGUUCUGUGGCAUCCACCGGUACUCCGACAAGCACAAUUGUCCCUAUGAUUACAAGGCCGAGGCUGCCGCCAAGAUCCGCAAAGAGAACCCUGUGGUGGUGGCUGACAAGAUCCAGAGAAUAUAGAUUUGACAAAACAACUGCAUUGGCGGCAAUGAUGACAAACAACUUUGACAAAGACUGGAGUAUGAGUGUGAACCUUGGAAAUGAGCACUGGCGUUACUAGCUAAGUGAGGAUUGAAAGGACUUGAUUUACAAAAUUACAACCUCAAGAAAAUGACGGAAAAAAGAAGAAAAAAACGAAAAGAUCCUGUUUGAGGGAGGUGCAUGAAUGAUCACUUUUGUCCUUUUUUGAUUAGUUUGUUUUAUCCUAUUUUCUGUGGUGUGACUUUGCCGCUAUUCAGUCCUUCUUUUUUUUUUUUUUUUUUUUUCAAGAAUAUGUAUUGUCUUAUUAAGAGCAUCCCAGGCUAACUGUCCAGGGUAUGCUGUGCUCCUCUCACCCAAACCAGGCGCCAUUUUGUGCCAAACUGUAGACAGCCAUUUUACUUAGACCCUGUCAUGUGUCAGACGCUGGCAGGUCUUUUAAAACAUUCAGACCACACAGUAACAGUCCACACGAGUUGUGUCCCUCAACCUUUGAACUUCUUGUUCUGUGGUCCAUUGGAUGAGUCAGUCAACGUUUUGGAGAACCGUACAACUGUCCCCCACCAUGCACAAGGGGCUUUGUUACUUUGUCUCUGUCUUUCCUAGCUUUACCUACCUCACAGCUGCUGUGUUAAGCUUUGUUGUCUUCCCUUUUACUUUUUCAUCAGCUUUGACUCCAGCAGAACAAUGGAUCAUCUUGAUAGUUGGCCUCAGUGACCCUCUAAUCAGCAUGUCUGUGUUGACUUUGAUCGGUUUGAUUGUGAUGAGGCUGUUCCAUUAUGGCUGGAGGUAUCACGCUAGACAGGGACAAACAAAUUACUCCACGUUUCACUGAAUCUAAACAUUUUCAAUGGACAUAAUGGGUAAAGGAGUUCCCCAACUGGUCAGCGCUCAUAUUGUAAUCACAGACGCCUGGUGUAGGGCUGUGUGGCCUGAGAGGGAGGAUGGCACCCUUUCCCUGGCAGGCCUGGUAGGUGAAAUUAAGCAACAAUAUUGUAGGGGCGUGAAUGCAUGGAUGGGAUAAAUGCAUGAGUUACUCUCCAUCUGCAUUAGUGUUUCAGAAAUAUUUGACAUCACUCAAUGUAGGGUUUCAGACAUUUUAUUUGCUUCAGAGACAAUUAUUGUUAUAUUUAAUUAGCAUUUGUGGAAUUAGGGUAUGUGAACCAUGAUUUUCUUAUGUUUGUUUUGUUUUUUUAAAUGCGCUAACAGAACGUUCAUGUGAGCACAGUGUGUGUGUGGGUGGGUGUGUGUGUGGGUGGGCGGGUGUGUUGUUCCCCCAACCUUUUGUCUGUGGAGCUACCCGGUUUAUCAGCACAUGUUUACAGAACUACAGGAGCAUGCCAGAGCUAGAUUUAUGAAAAAUAAUAGAUACCAAGAUUAGAUGUAACUUUUCAUCUGUCUAACCGCUAUGUGUGUCUGUUUUAGAGCAUCGUAGAGAAGUGUGUGUGUGUGUGUGUGUGUGUGUGUGUGUGUGUGUGUAACUGUGCGCGUGCAUGUGCACAUUCCUGUGCAAAAGUGUGUUUUCAUGGCUGCCUGACACAUUGAAACCAUGUAUGUUUGUGACUUGUGUUAAUCCCCUUUCUUCUCCCCCUGUAAGGAUGUUUUUCAUUUAAAAGAAAACUGUAUGUAUCCGUUUGAGUUUUUCCUUUCUGAUUCUUAGUUAUAUGCAAAUUUGUACAAACAAUGAAAAAACAACAAACUGUGUUGAUAUUUAUGUAUUACAUAUAAUCUUGCUAUCCAGCAUUACGACAGAAUAGUAUCAUGUAAAUAAAACUGUACAGAGAGACAUUA